AUGGACGGACGACCGCGCAACUACCCCAAUGGGCUGGGCGACCCCCGCGGACCCCCAAGCCGUCCCUCUACCGGGGGCGGCGCACGAGGACCACCGUCAACCACCAGUGCGAGCUCGACACCCUCUACCAUGUCGCGCGCCGAGCGCUUCGACGAUGAGCGGCGCCGCAUCACCGAGAGCUGCUUCUCCAAGGUGGACGAGCAGGGCCAGCUCCAGGAGUCGUACAUCACCCACAUCCGCGUCCAGGAAGACGGGGGAUUCCCGCAGUCUCCCCCGCCGCCCAAUGCGCCUACCUCGAGCAAGAAGAACAGGGUCAUCAUCAUCUCCGUGCGGAACACGGGCAGAGUCAAGCUGCACAAGGCGAGGGAAAAUGCGAAUGGCACCUUUUCUAUUGGGAAGUCAUGGCCAAUGGAGGAGCUCUCGGCCGUCGAGAACUACGUACACGGUACGCCCAAGAAUGAGGAAGAGGCGCAGCGUCAGCAAUGGGCUGGCGACAGGGGCUUCACCGUGACCAUCCUGAAGCCCUACUAUUGGGAAGCAGGCACGGCAAAAGAAAAAGAGUUCUUCAUCGGUAGUAUGGUGAAGAUCUACCAUAAAUACACCAAAGGCGACUUUCCUAUCCUGACGGGUUUCAGUCCAGCCGAACUCAAUAGCUUGACCAAUGGAAAGCCCCAUCUUGCUACUGCCGAAGGCCGCGCUGCUUUUGCUUCCAGUGGUGGUGGUGCACCAAGCCCAGACGCCCGACCACUACCCCCCAAAUCGCCAGGGCCGCCCCCUAGACGGCCCGGCGAAUCACCUCAGAUGAUGCCAGAAGAUGCUAGGAGGGGCCCUAUACCCAUGCAGUCAAAUCCCAACUUCAGAAGGCCUCCUGGAGAACACCAAGGCCCCAGAAGGCCAGGUCCGCCAGAAGACCAACUUCGUCCUGGUAGCAGGCCAGGACUGCCAGACGAUCAGUUUCGUCCUGGCAGCAGGCCAGGCACAGCAGAUCCGUUUCGUCCCGGUAGCAGGCCAGGCACAGGAGAUGAGAGCCGUAGACCACCACCUUUUGCUCCUAAUCAGCCAACGCCUCCGCUGCCCGAUCUCAGGCAAAAACGUUCAAUGGAGCAGAGCCUUCGUUCGCGACCGAGUGGCGAUAGCAUGCGGCCGCGCCCAGGUCCUGGUCCAGGUCCAGGUCGAGAACCCGUUCCACCAACACCGCCUUUUGCAUUACGAAACCUCACACCCCAAUCUUCGAAUCCUGAAUUUGCCGGUCCUCCACGGACACCAGAUCCUGUCAAUGUUCCGGCAGCUCUUAGUCCUGGGCGCCGACCACCUGGAGACGAUGCACAGUCGAUGAGGUCGCAAAGAUCGUUCGAUUCCGCACAAGAAGGGCCACCCCCGCCAGUACCUCCACUGGAGCAACGUAGGCAGAAUGGACUUCCACCGCCUAGGUUGGACCAGUCACCCAGGGGUCUUAGGCCCGGUACCUCGCAAAGCAACGCAAGCUCGAAUCUCGCACGAAAUGAUGAAACGCCACCAGAAGAGCCUCCACAACGGAGAAGACCCCUCAUGGAGUCGCGUCCAUCACAAAUGUCGCAGAACAGUGUCGAAAGCCAGGGACAAGAUUCACGUGCUACACCUACAGGGUCCCCGGGACCGCCCAUGGAUCCUCCACCACGAAGACGACCACAGGAGAUACCAGAGAGACUGAAAUCAAGUACUCCAGACAAUAUAAGGCCAUCGCAAGAUACGCCGUCCCCAUCAAGACCUGCACAAGCGGCACCGCCACCAACGUCGCCUCUUCCAGAAAUUCCAGCAUCAUCUCCCCCCCAAGAAGCUCAGAUUGUGAGUCCUGCACCGGCGGUCCAGCCGGCCUCGGCUGAACCUGAAGUGGCUCCAGAGGCCAGCACACCUAUUGAGGAGAAGAAAGAAGACGAGGUACAUCGUCCAGGCCUAGGCCCAAUGGUGAAGAAAUCGCUGGCUCAGGCUGACGCAGCAACCAAGUUGCGGAAGGCCGCCGCAGCUGCAGGUGCUUUCAAGCCUCGAGCUGGAGGUGCUGCCGCAAAGCUGUUCAACAAGGAAGCGAAGACCUCGGAUGAAGCUGAUGGUGUUCAUGCAGUCUUCGUUCCUCAAAGGCAAGCACCCAAAGAAGCACCACAAGAAGCACCCAAAGAGGUACCUAAAGAGGAGGUUGUAGAAAAAACAGAAGAUGUUGCUCUCGUUCAACCCAAGGCACCCGAAAGGUCAUCCAAGGAACGUCCACGCAUUAGUACUGAAGUCGUCCCGUCUGUGACGGUAUCAAGCCCAUUAUCAUCAGUUCAGGCCACAGCUCUACCAGCAAUCGAAGAAACGCCUCCUCCACCAGCUCCAGAGAAGUCAGCAUCGAGAAAGGCAGAACCUGCGCCUGAGAUACGGCGAAAAAAACGCAGAUCUAAUCAGCAAAUUAUAAACAUCUCAAAGCUCGGCAUAGACCCCGGUAUCAUCGAUGAGAGAGGGCUCGAGUUUGAGAGUUUAUUGUCAGAGCUGGGCUGGGGCAGCACUGAGCUUUCGGCCAAGAAGAUUGAGUCUCUUGAGACUGACAUCAAGCGUGAAAUCGCACGCGUUGAGGCAGGCAGUUGGCUUAAUAACCUUGAGCAAAAGGACGACCGAGUCGAGGCUGUUGAGCGCAUGUUAGAUCGUGCUAUUGCCGAAUGUGACGAACUCGAGGGAUUGCUGACGUUGUACAAUGUUGAACUAAGCAGUCUGAACGACGACAUUGCCUUUAUUGAAGCCCAAAGUCAGGGUUUGCAGGUACAAACUGCCAACCAGAGAUUGUUACAGCACGAACUCCAGCAGCUGGUCGAAACCAUCUCGAUAACAUCUGAUCAACUUGAAGCCUUGAGACGCGCUCCGAUUGGAAAGAUUGAGGGUCUCAAGGACAUUGAAUCUUCGCUCGUUCUGCUCUAUAAAGCACUCGUGACCAUUGAUCCCUCGUUCGUUGCUGGCGGGCGGUCAAACGCUCCUGAGGGUGAUCACAAUGCUCUCGCUGUCAGAUUGGGCUUCGGCAAUAGUGAUCUUGCCACUAUGCAGGCUCUGCAGGAAAAACGAGAUAGGUAUUUGGGCGAAGGCGCUCAAUUCUUGGAACGACUGAAGAAGCACAUGGAGAUCACGUUCGGCGCCGCCAUCAUGACCACCAGAGAUGCACUUUCAAAGAUCGAUCAAGGGUUUUCUAUGCCAUCUUUGAAGAAGAAUGUGGAAGCCCACGAUGCUGGUCGCAACGAGUUGUGGAUGUUGAGUCCCAUCAUGUUGUUCGCAAAGGAGAUCGACCGUGGGUCUUGGGACAUGCUGCUCAGGAUGUACCAGACGCAAGCUGCACAGCUGUACCAGCAGGAAGUACGAGACAACAUACUAGCUUGGAGGAGGUUUGCUCGUAAGCCUACGGGAGAGGAGCAAGAACUACUGUUCACUGCGCAAGAGAAAGAAACCGAAAGUAUCACGGGCACCGCACGAAAGUUGACUGUCAAACGAAGCCAAACGCUAGCUCGUGGUCUCCGGUCAACGUCCGGUGACAAGGACACCAAGAAUGCUAAGCCUACAUCACAGGAUGGCAAGUUGUACGCAUACGAUGUCUUUGGUCGAGUUCUGGACGACAUCGGCCCAGUUCUGCUUACUGAGCAGAACUUCAUCACAGAGUUUUUCCACGCAACCUCUAACAAUGCUGUUGACUUUCCAGAAGCGGUACAGGCCGCGCCACCAGAAGCGCGCCGAGGACCGAAUCUAUGGAUACGGAAGCAUUUCGAGGCUGAUCGGGCCAUGGCUAAGCAUGUCACCGGCGUCAUGGAAGAAAUUUUCUCAUUCUGGCCUUCGGAGAUUCAAAGCCUUGUCGACUGGGCUUGCCAAGCAGAUCCCUUGCAAGGUGUAGGUAUCCUAGGGGCUGUCGACCGCAAGCUCGUCGACAUUGAAGAUUCCAAUCAAGACUUCCUGACACGCAACCUCCAAAAGAUACACGAGCGGCUGCAGGGCCUCUUCAGCAAGUUCCUUGAGGAGCAGAUCCGUGCAAUUGAAGACACCAAAGUGAAGAUCAAGAAGCGAAAGGGCGUAAUCGCUUUCAUGAAGAUAUUUCCCCACUUUGCCGCCGCCAUCGAGAACAUGCUCCCGCCAGCGUCCGACGGCGGCGACCAGCUAGAAACCCGACGCAUGGUCAACGACGGCUACCAACGCAUCAACAAAGCCAUGUUUGAGAGUCUAAAAGUCAUCGCGAAAGAAUCGCCCACUGUCAUGAUUUCCCAAGGGCAAGGUGACCCAGAAGACAAGGAAGCAUUAAACUACCACAUCCUCCUCAUCGAGAAUAUGAACCACUACAUGGAGGAAGUAGAGGCGCGCCCGGACUCUGUACUUGACUACUGGAAAUCCAAAGCUCAGGACGAAUACACAGAGCACAUGAACCUCUACGUCGACGCCGUCAUCCGCCGACCGUUGGGUAAACUCCUUGAAUUCAUCGAGUCCACUGAGGCCCUCCUCGCCCAACCAACCGCCACCCCACAAUCCAUCUCCCAGCGCUCCUCGCACUCGCGCCACGUCUUCAAGAAAUUGGCGCACUCGCACGACGUAAAGGAACUCCGUAAGGGCAUCGAAGCGCUCAAGAAGCGUGUGGACAAGCACUUUGGCGAUGCGGAUGACCCGACCAUUUCGCGCGAUUUAGUGUUCAAGGUACUCAAGGCGUGUGAGAAGAAGUAUGUGGGCGUGAGUGAGCGCAUGGGCGUCAUCAAUCAGGAUGUUUAUGCGGGUGAGGUCGAGGUGGAUUGGGGGGUGAGGGAGGUCGAGGCUGCUUUUAGACGAUAG
This is a messenger RNA of Plenodomus lingam JN3, 4800 nucleotides long. RefSeq lists its product as uncharacterized. Gene Ontology annotation, cellular component: exocyst; plasma membrane. NCBI's taxonomy places the organism in Eukaryota, Fungi, Ascomycota, Dothideomycetes, Pleosporales, Leptosphaeriaceae. Gene Ontology annotation, biological process: Golgi to plasma membrane transport; exocytosis. The record is from RefSeq and is a predicted model, not a curated record. Gene Ontology annotation, molecular function: phosphatidylinositol-4,5-bisphosphate binding.